CAGUAAUCCAAGUGUUGUACCAUCAACUAUUCGCCUCUGCGUGACCCCGAAUAGCUACGUCCGCCAAUAAUAUCAUGAUGACAGGGGGCACCACUUGGUACGUUCCGCCUGACCUCAUUGUGGAACAACUGCGAGGCGCCCCAGGGGACGUAUGGCGACUAGGCGUUACGACGCUCUGCCUGCUGGAAAAGAUACGUAUUCUGGAGAAAACGACAAAGAGUUGGCUCAUCUGUGAGGUGAAACAAGGAGGCGAUGGUAAAGGACAGAUGAUAAAAUGGCUCAAAAUCGUUACCCAAAACAGAAACAUGCUGAACUGUAAUGAUUUUAUGGAGGUGCUUGUUUCCUAGAUGCUAUGGGCGUGGCCUGGGCGUGGCCUGGGCGAGGUAAUCCUACAGACGGGCGUUCCCAUUCCUACCAGACGAUGGCAACAGCAAUAACGAGAAGGAAGAAGUCAACAACGCUUUAGGCGGUCGUGGCGAGGCCGGCGGCCUCAGCCGCCUCUCGCAGAAAUGGACCGUCGACCACUCCUCUAGGCAUUAUGCUAAAAAGAAAUCAAGACUUGACGU
This is a messenger RNA of Colletotrichum destructivum, 566 nucleotides long. RefSeq names its product Putative protein kinase-like domain superfamily. NCBI's taxonomy places the organism in Eukaryota, Fungi, Ascomycota, Sordariomycetes, Glomerellales, Glomerellaceae. The transcript has a single exon. Bases 75 to 347 code for a protein of 90 amino acids. The record is from RefSeq and is a predicted model, not a curated record.